AUGUUCAGGGUGAUGCAAUGUACGGAUCUGCAGAAGCUGAUGUUUGCCACCUAUAUGUUGGAGGGAGACACUCAUGAGUGGUGGACAAAUACCUCUCAGGUGUACGAGUUGCAGGGUCAUGUUAUCACAAGGCCAUUCUUUGAGGACUUAUUUCUGGGGAGAUAUUUUCCUUGUGAUGCUCAGGAGAGGAAACAAGGAGAGUUUGACCGAUUGGUGCAAGGCUCGAAGACUGUGGACGAGUACUCGGCAAAGUUCAAUGAACUGGCCAAAUUUGCAUAUUUUCGUAUUGCCAUGCCUACCCCGACAUUUCUGUCUUCUAAGUUCCGUAGGGGACUUAAUGAGGAGAUAGCUGAUAGGAUAGUUGGAGCGGCAUCCAGAGAUUUUGGCAAGUUGGUUCAAUAG
Messenger RNA from Gastrolobium bilobum, 402 nucleotides. RefSeq lists its product as uncharacterized. Lineage: Eukaryota; Viridiplantae; Streptophyta; Magnoliopsida; Fabales; Fabaceae. The transcript has a single exon. The coding region runs from base 1 to 402 and encodes 133 amino acids. The record is from RefSeq and is a predicted model, not a curated record.